This is a messenger RNA of Cladocopium goreaui, 2180 nucleotides long. The record is from the annotation of a GenBank genome assembly. NCBI's taxonomy places the organism in Eukaryota, Dinophyceae, Suessiales, Symbiodiniaceae.
GUAGAUCGAUCGACAGUGUCUCCCAAGUGCCUCCCCUUCUAAUGGUUGAGGAACAACAGGAACUUGUCAGUCUUCAGAAGUGCCUUGAGGGCAUCGAGAGCGACAGUGACGAACAGAGUGCCAGUGACCAGGUCGGCCCGGUCAGACAUUGGAAAUGGAUGAAGUGGAUUGCCGUGACCUCGAUGGCCUUUGGAUCUAUCUAUGGAUUUAGCAAAUGCUUCCAUCAACGACUAGUGAAGGGCACAGCAAUCGAUGACGUCACUGGACUUUACGAGAUGCCACCAGGUGCUGGUGUGAAUCUUGGAGGUUGGCUAGUUCUUGAAGAUUGGUUCUUCUCGGGCAGUUCUGGCAGCUUUGUGAUGUCGCAAGGCGUGGGCCAAGGCCAAUGUCUUCCUCCGCUGUUGCCACAUUCUGAUGAACCGUGGCCUUCUGAGGGAGUCCUGGCAUACCGCUUGAACGCCACCAAGGGAAAGGACCAAACUCUGAAGAUCUUUGAGGCGCACCGGAGAGAAUUCUUAGCGGAUGACGACCUGCAGAAGAUCGCAGAGAGCGGAAUCUCCGUGAUUCGAUUGCCGCUUACCUGGGCAGCUUUUGCCGAUGCUUUGGCGCCAUUGAGCCCUGUCUAUGCGUCCUUCGAUCCUGAUGAGGAGACGGCAUUGGUACCUGAUCCUUUCUAUGUGGACAAGAUAGCGCUGGCCACCAUUCCUAGAAAGAUCUUGGUGGAUUUUUUGCACAAAGCCUCAAAGCAUGGGCUGACGGUGAUUUUCGAUUUGCACGCCUUUCCAGGCGGUGCCCAGGACGGAACGUACAACACGGUGUGGCCAAAUCGGCCGGUCUUCUGGAGCGAGAAGACUCAAAUCUCCAAGGAUCCUGCAGAUCCUGUUCCGCUAUCAACAGUAGGCCGCUGGGUGGUGCAGGCGUUGAUCAAAUGGGUGGAAGCCUUGGAUCCAGAAACACAAAAAGCGGUCCAUGGCUUAACCCUGAUGAAUGAGCCCGCACACACCAAUGCUUGGAGCCAUUUCGCUGAGGAGCAGAAUGUUCUCACUUGGCUUUCAGAAACUUCAGGAGACUUUAGGACUUCAAGCCUGCCUGCUGCAAAUGUGAAGCUCUACGUGAAUCUCAUUGAAACGGCUUUUUCUGCGUUUGAGCACUCUGCAGUGCCUUGGUUUCUUCAGACCUUCACGAAGGAAGAACAGAAAACAUGGGCUGUUGCAGAUGUGCAUUGGUAUGUGGCAUGGAGCAGCGGCGAUUGCGAUGGCCGCUCUGUGGAGGGUGGAGGUUUCCACUGCGCUGCGCCAAUGCCGCAGGUCAAGGAGAAGUUGCACCUCUGUGCGAGCAGCGCUUCUCAGCGUCUUCGGCACCUCUUCGGCGAUGCGCAGGUCUCGGUGACGGAGUUCUCAGCGGGGACUUUUCACAAAGCCAGGUAUGCAUGCCAUGACUCGCAGCUCCUACGAGCCUUCAUUGAGGAGCAAGUGACAUCGUUUCGGUCUGAGACCGCAUCCAACCAUUUUUUUGGACGUGGAAGAUGCCAUUUGGUCCGAACUUUGAGGCCGGUUGGAGUCUCAAGUAUCUGCUCGGCUUGGAAGAUUCAAAACUUGGCCAGCAAUGUGAUCCAAAAUCGAGCAAUGAGAACGUGCAUUUUUGAUGUGGGAUGCUUGGCCCAUCAAUGAUGUGUGGGCUUUCAAUGCCACAUAUCCUGAGUUAGCGGCCUUUUUCUUGUGCACUCUUGGGACACCCCAGCACGAAAAUUUGUGCAACAAGUCGCAAGUAGGUUUGUGGCGCGGGUUUUUCUCCCGGCUGUGCGCACUUUCUGAACCAUGCAGAUGUAUAGCCUGCAAAGUCUGUUCCAGAUCUGACAGCCACUGUACAGCUGACCUCAAAGAGGUCAAGCCGAAGGCAAAUCUGGACAUGACUCCGAUGGCGAACACAUUCCGUGAUCCCAUCGAGGAAUCACGCUAUGCCUUCACCACUUUUUAUAUCCUGUGAUAUCCCGUGCUUUUUGUAAAUACCUCAGAGGUAUAGCAUGGAAGCUCUGCAGCUGCUGGCUCUUUUGAUAGCCCCUUUGAAAGGCCUCCAAGUCUUUGGGACUUGGAUGGCCGGAAGUGCUGCAGAGAAUUGUAAUUUCUUUUUGCUGAAUGAUUUUCAUGACCUGGCAGUUGCCGAACGAUCAUGGACCAAAA